GUGUGAGAAAGCACGAUGGGACAUUAAUGCCUCAGAAGCGAGAAUUUUGCUUUUAUUUUUUUCUUGUUUCCCUGGUCUUCUAGUAAUGUGACAGUGUUGGAGAUGGUGGUGACUGUGGUGCUUGCUGUACUGGUGUGUAUCGUGGCCGGGUUGCUAUUGGCAACAGGAUUCUACCGUGACUUCUGGAUCUUCUGGUUCUGUUUUGUGGUGGCCACCGCCCACUUCUCCCUUGUUAAGAGUGUUCACGGAGAUCCUGCCUCCCCUAUUCCGGGCCAGAACAGGAUAACAGCCGCCAGUCGAGCGUUCUACUUUGUGUUGGUGGGAGUGGUCGGGUUCUGCAUCAACGUGGCUCUGGAGCAGAUUGACAGUUUCCCUCCGCUCUGUGCAUACGGCUUCAACCUCAACAACCCCAGCGUCUUCUCCUUCGUACGGGACGGACUCUUCAUAUUAAUCCUGUUCUUCCCACUCCUGUUUGCCUGGGGGCUCCUCCCACAAGCUGACACCUUCAUCAUCUACCUCGCUGAACAGAUCGACAUGCACAUCUUUGGUGGCACAGCUGCCACAGGGCUCGUGUGCGCAUUCUAUGCUCUUGGCCGCAGUAUCCUAGCAACCGCUGUCCUCUGGUGCCUGGGGUUUGCGGCAUUCUACAAUCUCGGGGAGAAGCGGAACUCGAAUGGCGACACAGUCCGCUACACCUGUGCCGACCUGGACACUGACCCCAACGACCCCCGAGGCCAGUGCGAGAUCACAGACCGCGUUGCCCUGUCUUUCUUCUGCGGGGCCCUCGUCGCCGUCUCCUACUGCCUCAGCCGCAGCACCUCAAACCACGAGGAUAUGCUGACGAGGCUGCUGAACAAGAAGAUGAGAGAGAAACAACAGUCUUCACCGGACAACGUCAGCGAUCCUCUCGGAGAAAUCUACUUCCAGACUCUGUGGAGGAGACUUCUCACCGAUCUCCUGGUGGCAAUGUUCACAUUUGUUGCCGUGACUGCUCUCAACGUUACGUCUGUCUUCUGCCGCUCAGAGAUCCCAGCCUACAUCAUCUACAGUCUAACCUGUGUGACGGGAGUUGUAAACCAUUACAUCAUCCCCCACGUGAGGAAGGAGAUGCCAUGGCUCUGCUGUGCAGAACCCAUCGUCAAGGCCUCAGAGUGGGACUGCUACGAAGUCCAAGAGCACCCAAGAGUGACGGUGAUUGAGAGGUUUCUUCAACUGAGCCUCUAUGUGGAGAAGAACAUUCUCUAUCCCCUGUCCUUCCUCUUUGCCCUCAACCUCAGUGCUCUACACUACCAGACCCGCUUUGGAGAGUUUGGGGCAGCUCUGGUCCUGACUGUGGCCGGGAUGAAGCUCUUCCGCAGUUCCUUCACUGAACUCUCCCGGCAGUACCUCGUCUUCAUCUUCACCCUCUUCUUCUUCAACUUUGACUACCGCCACCUCUCCGAGGGGCUGCCCCUCGAUUACCUCAUCAUCGGGAUCCUGUUCAGCAAGUUCUACGACCUGCUCCUCAAGAUGUAUUUCAUUUUCAUCUACAUUGCUCCGUGGCAGAUAUCCUGGAGCUCUCCCGGCCACAUCAUUGCUCAGCCUCUCCUAGUUCCCCAUGCACCCAACAUAUUCUUCCAGACCCUGAUAGCGUCCAUCGUGGGUUGUCCCAUUAACCCUGUGGUGGCCAGCACCUUCUUCACCCUCUCAUACGCUCGGCCAGUGAAAUACUGGGAGAAGGACUACAACACGAGGAGGUCGGACUCGAGCAACACGAGACUCGACUCCCAGCUGGAGGGGAGUCUCCGGAACCCCAACCCGGACCAGCUGGACAGUCUCUUCUACGAACACCUGACUUGGGUCCUGCAGAAGAGCCUGUGUGGGGACCUGUUGCUGGGGCGCUGGGGGAGGGUGACGUCGGGCGACUUCUUCAUCCUCACGUCGGACAGACUCAACGCUCUCGUCCACAUCAUUGAGAUCGGCAACGGAUUUGUCACCUUUCAGCUGAGGGGACUAGAGUUCAGAGGCACCUACUGCCAUCAGAGAGAGGUGGAAGCCAUCACGGAGUCCAUCACGGACGACGUCGGCUGCUGUUGCUGCGAGCCGGGACACCUCCCCUUCUUCCUCUCCUGCAACAAGGCCAUGUCGUCCCGCUGGCUGGCCUGGGAGGUGGUCUCCUCCUGCUACACGCUCCACGGCUACAGCAUCGCCGAGAACCAGGCACACCUCGUCUUCAAUACCUUUGACUAUAAGAGGGGCUACAUCACCUAUUACUGCAAGUCUAUCAUCUUCUUGUUGGUCCGCUCCCCGCGGCUCGCCUCCCUCCUCGCCAACCAGGGGAUACGAGACGCCCUGUCUCGUCUCCACAACACCUCCUACGUCGACCAGGACGCCCUGUUCGACGAGACGCGGAACUGCGACUACAGCCACUCCCUGGGCGGAGUCUCCCGCGAACGAUUCAUCGUCUACUACCUCACCUUCAUCAGGGAGUGUGUCACUCAGCAGGGCCUCCACAUGGACUUGGACCAGGCCGACUCAUUUCUGGUGACCCUCUGCUUUGCAUUCACCCUCCUCGGUCGCCGCAUGUUCUUCCAGCACGCUCAGAGUGGCUCCAGCCGCAGAGGAGAUAAUUUCAUGAACGGGUUGUACCGCAUGUUCCUCGGCGACGCUCGUCCUAAUCACCCGGGAGACGAGUGGGUGUUCCAGGACGUGGACAGCAUUCAGGACAUCAUUAUUCCAGCUGCCAGGAUUGCACUCAAAGUCCACCAGGACAACUUUGCCUUCUCGGAGGAGUACGAGACGGCACACGGAGUCUACGAGGCCAUUCAGGACGUGAUGAACAACCACGUAGUCACUCAUGAGAACGAUCGAACUUGGAGGAACGCUGUCGUCACCAACAAACCAUCCCUUCUUGCUCUCCGGUACCAGCGAACGGAAGAGUCGUACAUCUAUCCUUACAAACUGAUUCGCCUCACUUCCAAAUUCAUCAAGUUCCGUGUCAUCAAGGUGAACCGAGAGUGUGUGAGGGCCCUCUGGACAAGCCAGCGUCAGGAGCUAAUCUUCCUCCGCAACAGUGACAGUGAGCGUGGCUCCAUCCAGAACCACAAGCCGACACUGAGGAACAUGAUCAAUUCCUCCAUGGACCUCCCCAUUGGUUACCCAAUAUACGUCUCCCCUCUACACACCUCCUACCUCGACCGACACGAGACUUACAACAAGACCCUGUUUGGUCGGGCGACCGACCCACUGUGGCUCGCCCAGGGUGCCAGAGUGGUCCGCAAGCUGUGCGACACUUGCGCGAAACACUACCAGGGAUCACUAGCUGGCAAGCCGACGCAGGGGACUGCUAACCCCACAGAUGGAGGGGAGGAGGGAGGGAGGGAAGGGAGGAUGGGUGCGGAGGAUCGAUCGGUGAGUGUUGACAGCCUCACGGGACUGCAGUACGGGAGAGGCGGGGCAGAGGGAGGGGCCAGGGGCGGGGCCGAACCGUACCAGGACCCGUUCCCGGAUUCCGACUCUGACUCAGACGAGCAGCUGUGGCGGCCGAUGUGGGUGUCGAAACAAGUGGUGAUUACAGACGAGGGGGAGAUAUUUGAGAACAUUAACCCCGACUGGCUCACCUGGCCUGAUCCGAAGCUUGCAGCCAAGGCAGAGAAGAGUCACUGGAGAUCAUGGCGACCACAGAAGGGAAUGGAAGGAGAAGUGGUGCACGAGUGGCGCCCCUUUCAUAAAGAGACGGCGAAGCGAAGCCACAUCGACAAGGUGCUGGUCCUCGUAAGAAUGGCCGAUGAUUAUUAUGUGUUGACUCGUGAGCAAGGCAUCAAGGAGGUCUAGUUUUGUUUUCUCGUCAUCUUGUAUAUGAACCUAAUUGCGCACAGUGUUACAUAACCUAUCACUGCGUGUAUGCAUGCAUUUUAUUUUAUUUGUAGUGUGAUUAGUUGGUAAUGUCCUAUUUCAUAAUCCAUUCUCGUGCAACAGGUUGCCUUUCUUGUGUGUUGUGCAGUAAUGAUGUUAUUAUA
Messenger RNA from Geodia barretti, 3998 nucleotides. The record is from the annotation of a GenBank genome assembly. Lineage: Eukaryota; Metazoa; Porifera; Demospongiae; Tetractinellida; Geodiidae.